This is a messenger RNA of Ylistrum balloti, 3557 nucleotides long. Its product is annotated as zinc finger C3HC-type protein 1-like. The coding region runs from base 1 to 1197 and encodes 398 amino acids. The transcript has 9 exons. The record is from RefSeq and is a predicted model, not a curated record. Gene Ontology annotation, molecular function: zinc ion binding. Gene Ontology annotation, cellular component: nucleus. NCBI's taxonomy places the organism in Eukaryota, Metazoa, Mollusca, Bivalvia, Pectinida, Pectinidae.
AUGGCUUCCCCCGAAAAAGUAACACCAGAACGUGUCAAGAGACUUUUAUCGUCAUUUUUAGUACCAGAGUCAACCGACUAUAGUUUUGAAAGAAACCCAGAGACUCAAAAUGAUUGUGACAAAGUAUCUGACAGUAGAAGUAAUGGACAAGAGCAGUUAUUAACGAAGAAAGAUGAUGCUGGACAGAAAGGUCCACAUCCAAGGAGUAGAGAAGCUUACUUCCAAAGAGUCAACACCUUCACUACAUUCAAUUGGUUUGCUAAGCCAGUAGAUCUGUCUCCCCUUGUGUGUGCACGGUAUGGUUGGCAGGUGAUUGAUUCAGACAUGCUGGGAUGUGUGGGUUGUAAAGCCAAGCUUAGCGGACAGUUACCGAAAACAAGAGACCAAAAAUUAUAUCCAGAUUGCUGUAAGAAACUGAAGCAUGGUCUGACCUGGUCACACAAGAAGUCCUGUUCCUGGUCCUCCAAUCCUAGUCCAGAAUCAUUUGCUGUGAUUCCACUUUACAACAUAAAGGAAAUCAAACACAAUUGGUCGACAAUGGUAAAAGGAUUAGAAGGAGAUAUUAUUGAGGACAUUGUUCAGUAUUUUCUUCAUGAACAUGAUCAGCCAAUCACAGAAAAUUCCAAGGCAGCUUUUUUACUCACUCUCUGUGGCUGGAAUUUAAGUGAUACAAGCAGCUCCACCUUGGAAUGUAAAUUCUGUCAGAGAACCAUUGGACUGUGGAAUUACAAAUCUUGUAGUGGUAUGCAAAGGUCGCAGAACGAGGAAUCUGGAGAUCAUCAUGUAGCCAAGAAAUUCAAAGUUACAGAAAAGAAUUGCUUUGAUCCAAUAGCAGAGCAUCGGUAUUGGUGUUCGUGGCUAGUGGAUCUGUCUUCCCCAGGUGGUCCACCUACUCCUGUCAAGGGAUCAAAAGGGGGCCAGUGUACCUCUCCAAUGUCUAGUCCCUCUACACCAAGGAACAGUAACUUAGACAGCAGCUUUGGCGAGGGAUCUCCUGGUACCAGUCAACUAGAUCUGACCUCCAGGCCAUGGUUCUCCAUGCUAAAGCUGGUCUGUCCUGGCAAGGUGAUGGACACAGAGCCAACCAUGACUGAUCGCUUUAAACAGAAUUCCCCUACUGCUGGUCUAAGACAGUUGCGGAGACUGAUGAAGGGAUGGUCAUCUGCCUACAUAUCCACACCCACCAAGCCAACAUGACAUAAACAUGUCUGCUAGUUGUGUUGUAAUAUGACAUUCAAAUCUAACUAGCUGGUGUACUGCUCAUACAGAUCUUGUCAGAUCUAACAAACUGGUGUACUGUUGGUGCAGAUCUUGUCAGAUCUAACAAACUGGUGUACUGUUGGUGCGAUCUUGUCAGAUCUAACAAACUGGUGUACUGUUGGUGCGAUCUUGUCAGAUCUAACUAACUGGUGUAAUGUUGGUGCGAUCUUGUCAGAUCUAACUAACUGGUGUACUGUUGGUGCGAUCUUGUCAGAUCUAACAAACUGGUGUACUGAUGGUGCAGAUCUUGUCAGAUCUAACAAACUGGUGUACUGUUGGUGCGAUCUUGUCAGAUCAAACUAACUGGUGUACUGCUGGUGCAGAUCUUGUCAGAUCAAACUAACUGGUGUAAUGUUGGUGCGAUCUUGUCAGAUCUAACAAACUGGUGUACUGUUGGUGCGAUCUUGUCAGAUCAAACUAACUGGUGUAAUGUUGGUGCGAUCUUGUCAGAUCUAACUAACUGGUGUACUGCUGGUGCAGAACUGAAAUAAGAAUCUGAAGACAGCUUUUUUGUCCUGGAGAUGUCAUUUUUUUGUUAUGUUGACAUUUUAGUACCAGUAAAAGUAGAUUUAUAUUUUAACAUUAUUCUCCAUAAUGAAUGACUAUGGAUCUGACUUAUCCAACAUGAUGUUAUAAAACUACAUGUAUUUAUCAUUUCUGUGUUAUUGUGAUGGACGGGAAAUUUAUGGAUGUAAACUUGGUAGCUGUUAAUGACUGUCUACAGUGUGUCUGUUAUCAACUGUAAGUACAUGAAUGUGAGGGAGCCAUACAAAAAGGAUAAGUCCCAUUGUUAGCAGCAUUAGACAAAAACAAAAUGAUGGUUGUCAUCUCUACAACAACAAUAAUUAUGAUUGUCUGGAACCUACUGAUCAGUGAUCUAGAUACCUUCAAUAGCGGUAAUCCUAUAUAUCAGCUAAAAUUGAAAUUGAUAUUGAUUUCUGAUGUUGGCUGUAAACCUAGAUAUUUAUAUUGUAAAAUGGUUGCUUGUGUAUUUGUUGAUUUUUUUGGCUGUCAUAGCUGGUACCAUUUGUGAAUUCAUGAUGCAAGGAAAGCAGAAAAUGUUUGUAAUGUACUUCAAUAUGUAUUUAACUGUGAUAUGCAGUUUGGGCUAUAACUCAAGUAAAAGUCCAGGACAUUGGAGGGGUUGGGAGGUGGGCAUGUUUAUUACUUUAGGUACUUUCAAAUUUUAAACUAAAGAUUCAAUAUUUGAAGGUUACUACAUAAUUAAAUACAUGAUUUUCUCAUCUGAAGUGUUUUUGAUAUAUUUUCAUGGUUUGUUGAAAGCCAAAAAUAACCCUGAACCAAUGUAGGUAAUCAUUCUAACCACUUGUUGAAACAUCAAACAAAAAUUGUCUUUAGUGAAGUUGUUCUGUUAAAUUCAUAAAUCUCAGUUAUUUGGAUAAUGGACUCCAGUUCAGGUACAUCAUUCAUAAACUGUUAAAUCUGCUGGUACAAUGAUAUUCUCUUUUUUAUCAACUACAACCAAGCGUUAUAUGAAAUCUCAUUAUUUAGUUGUCAUUGACGGCGUUUCUUUUACUCCCGUUCUGUGUUUUUGCACUAAAUACUUGUGUUAGAAUACAAAGGGUUUUCUUAUUUCUUUAAUAUAUAUACAUUUAGAAAUAACUUGCAUAAUUGUAUUUGCUAAACCCUUGAUGUUUGAGAAUCUGUUUUAAUUGGUGCAAUCAUUGGUAUGACGGAUAGUGCAUUGCUGCUGUAUCAGUACUAGUUAUAAGUUUUAGUAUACAAAUCUUUACACGGUAUACGUCAUUAAUUACAUUGUUUUCAUUAAAAUGCUACGUUUAAUCUGUACAAUUAAGAAUCCUGUACCAUUUAACCAAGGUAUUGCUGGUCAUGAAUUGAGGGCAGAAAUCAUUGGUUGUACUAUGGUGCGGUUCUGUCCCUUUAACAGAUCUUUUAAAACCUUUAGGAGUAUGGAAGAUGAGGUAUUCUGUAUUGUAUUUACCUACUAGUAAUUCGUACUAUUUGCUAUCAAGAUGAAGGCUUAUUCGAUAAAUAAUAUCUACUUGAAAAAGGCAAAGGUAGAAACAAUGGACCUGCAACACAUUGGUUGUUAUUUGAGAAGUUUUGUUAUUAUGUACAGAAUCAACAACUCUGUAACUUAACUUAAGAUAAUGCUAUCUGUUAUGGCCACACAGUAAGAAUACUCUAUGGAGAUUGUCACUGUUAGUGGUUGUUGUGGAGAAUCACUUGAUAUAUUGUUGAUACUUGGUAUUAGUGAUAUCUUUCGUUAGUACUGAUACUUUGAUCUACUUGUGUAUAUGUUCAGUGAUAUACAA